Cylindrotheca closterium is the source of this 1164-nucleotide messenger RNA. Lineage: Eukaryota; Bacillariophyta; Bacillariophyceae; Bacillariales; Bacillariaceae. The record is from the annotation of a GenBank genome assembly.
AUGUUCGGUGCCUUGCAACGAUCCGUCCGAAUUCAAGGGCGACGAACGCUCACAACACAGCCCAUUAUCCCAAAGAUUACUGAGCGACGGCUCAAUGAGGAAGGUGCUGGAGGUCGAGCUUCCAACGCUGGAUUGAAGGUAGCAGUCUUUGGAGCAACUGGAUUUCUUGGAAAGCACGUUUGCUAUCAACUAGGCAAGAAUGGGGCAUAUGCAUACAUUGGAAACCGAGGUGAUGAAGCCGAGCACCGUGAUAUCAAGCCCAUGUUUGACUUGGGGCACCUUCGUUUCUGCUUUUACAGUCCUCGCGAUGUCGAUUCCAUGAGAAACGUGAUCGCGGAUGCCGACAUUGUCAUCAACUUGAUUUCCAAGCAUUACGAAACCCACCAACCUAUCCAAACAGACAAAUUCCCAUUCGUUGGAAUGCAAAAGAACUAUUCUUUUGAAGAUGUCAAUGUUGGAAUCGCUAGUCAAAUUGCGGAACUUUGCGUGGAAAUGCAAGUGGAUCACUUGAUUCAUCUUUCCGCUGCCGGUCUCGACCCCGAUCACCCAUCGGAAUGGGUCCGAACCAAAUACGCGGGAGAACAAGCGGUCCGCGAGAUUUAUCCAUGGGCUACCAUUGUUCGUCCCACACAACUUUUUGGAACGGAAGAUAAAUUCCUUCACUACUUUGCCAACAUGGCCAAGUUUUUCCGAAUGAUUCCAGUUCCCAAGGGUGGCCAAUCCCUCACUCAACCAGUGUGGGUUGUUGAUGUGGCAAAGGCAAUUCACAGAAUCACCGAUGAUCCAGAGAAGUUCGCAGGACGCACACUUGACUUUUUUGGACCAUCUGAUUACUCUCAUGAAGAAUUGGCAAAGUUUGUUUUGGACAUUGCCGAAUUGGAUAGACCCAUUGUCAAGUUGCCAGAUCCAGCAUUUGACAUGAUGGCCAAAUUUUUGGGCAACCAAGAACUUGUCUUGAUGAACGACGACGUUGCCAAGAUCUGGUCACAAGAUUUUCUUCCCGGCAUGACCGCCGAGCAAUACAAGACACAAGAAGGUGAUGACAAGAUUCUGACACUGGAAGAUCUUGGAAUCACAGCUACUGGCAUUGAAAAGGAAGCCUUUUCCUAUUUGCACAGAUUCCGAGAGGCCGGUCACUUUGGCCGUGUCACUGGAUACCAUUAG